AUGGAUUCACCAGCAGAAGAUGCAGUUGAUUCGCGAUCGAAUGUGGUUGGAAGGAAGCGUGCUUUACAAACAUCCUCGGAUCAAGGUAGAGAAGUUGUCACAAUUGAUUCUUCUUCAGAUGAAUCUGCAAGUCAGCCUCGAAAGAGGGCAAAGCCAUCCAACGAAUCCGCCAAAGUUGAGGUCGAUCUCACAUCUUCGCCAUUGCCAAAGGAAUCGAUAGGUACUCUCACAUCGGAAGCAAAGGCUGGAUCACCGGCGACGUGGAAUCAAGGCGUACAGAGUGGGCUGCGAACAUCUUUCAAGAGCAAGAAACCACCGCUGUCUCAAAGCACUUCCUCAAAGCAGCUAGAACAAAUCCCAAAUGAUGCCAUUGAAAAAUCUCAGGGUCGAUCUGAGCAAAAGCCAAUGACCAAAAAACAAUUUAACAAGCUCGGGGAAGAUAAACAACUAGCUCUGAUGGAAGCAAAUACUCAGGAUGUUUCCGCGUUAAUAGAUCUUCAUGGUUGGCCAGUGCCGGAAGAAUUUCAACAGAACUGUCUGAAGUUCGUUGGAGAGGGACUGACUUUUUACUCAACUCCAGUGAAGAAGGAACAGCCUGUAGGACGCUAUUCGUUCGGCGGCCGUGAUGUUCAAUUGCGAGAGCUUUACAGUGAGGAAGGCAAACCCAUCACGAGUAAGGAUAUCACCUAUUCUGAUAUCCUUCUUUCGCUCAUGCAAAACAACGAAUUUUUUGGGCGUGCGCUACCAGACAAACGUGCUAAGGCUGCCGUCAAAAGUUACUUGUCUUAUUUUUACAACCACAUUCCACAAAAAGAACAAUUUAUAUCUUCUCUGGUGGCAGAAGCUCCGUCUCCAAUCGAGGUUCUCAAGAACGCUAAAAAGGGCCGCCCACCAACUUUAGCUCGCGCAACGGAUCAUUAUGAUAAAAAUGCUUCCCCGGCAAUCAUCAACGACGGUUCAGUCACAGAUGAAGCUCUCAUGAAACAGAACAAUGCCUCCACUUCCAAAUCGGUAGCAGAAUCCAAUGGCGAUGAGGAGUCCACUCGGGUUGCUCCCACCCUAGUUACAAAUGCUAUCGAUCCAACCAGAGAACGCACGAUCCCCACUGAAGCCGGGACAGUUCAGAUGAAUCAUGGUUCGUCGAACUCACUAGCCGGAAGUGAAAUGGAGGUCUUGUCGGAUGGUGGUAUUGCUACUGAUGUCGAUGAUGAUCAUGAGUUUGAGGCGGCACGCGAAAUGGGUUUACGUCCGGAAAUCCCUCUAGAAGAUCAUGCUACAAUUCUGAAAUACUUCCCAGCCAUCGACGGUGUCAUCGUCAGAAAGUGCUUGAUCUGUGGCUCAAGUGGACAUGAUCGAAGUGUAUGUUCUGACAAAGCUUGUUCUUCUUGUGGCAGUAAGGGUGAUCAUCUUACUCCAGCUUGUCCUCGGACUACGAUCUGUGGUAAGUGUAGAGAAGUGGGCCAUCAGAUCUCACAAUGCUCUGAAAAGCUGCGUGCUGUCAAAGAUGAUGUCAAAUGCAAUACGUGUCAAUCGACAAGUCAUCUUGAGGAUCAAUGUCAUGUAAUCUGGAGAAGUUUUCUUCCUGAUCCAGAUGAGAUCAAAAAAGUUCGCAAUAUUCUGGCUUUUUGCUACUUUUGUGGUCGUCCAGGUCACUUUGGCCCUGAAUGUGGACUAUAUCGUGGUAAACCUGCUUCUGGCGGAAAGUCUUGGUCGACUAGCAAUAUGGAGAAAUUUCUUGAUGGUCCUAAUAGUUAUGAUGACUCUCUUUCUCUAGGAGGUAAUGACUAUGCAAUUCCGAAUCGUGGAAAGAAGGGCUUCACUAUCAAGGGAAAAGCCAAUGAUCCCAUUGAUUUGGAUGACAGCGAUGAUGACGAAGGCUUCAUCCAACCCAAAGUCAACAUGGCUCCCAGGAAUGGUCACAUUCAAUUCUCCCAAGCUGGUGCAGUGCAAUCUUUCAAUCAACCUCCCCCUUUUCAAUUUCAAGGCAAUACUGGCGGCAACCAAAACAGUAGAGGACCUUCUGGAAACCAUGGUGGCCGUGGCGGUCAUAGAGGUGGCGGCGGUGCAAAGAACAAGCCGAAGCCUAAAUCUGGAAACAAUCUCCCUAGAGGUGGUAGUCAGAGUCGUGGGAAAGCCUAUCGCGGUAGAGGCGGAGGCGGACCUGCUCGAGGUGCUCCACGUGGUCGCCGCUAA
Molecule: messenger RNA, 2193 nt
Organism: Botrytis porri
Lineage: Eukaryota; Fungi; Ascomycota; Leotiomycetes; Helotiales; Sclerotiniaceae
Exons: 1
Coding region: 1-2193 (730 amino acids)
Molecular function (GO): nucleic acid binding; zinc ion binding
Source: RefSeq, a predicted model, not a curated record